GGCGGCGCCGGAUCCAGCACAGCUGCACCGCCGGGCUGCGAGCGGCUGCGAUCGAGAGAGCCCAAGAGCAGGAGAGCUAGAGAGCGAGCGGCGGGCGCUUGCCCGGCGCCUCCCCUCCGCCCGGCCGCGCGCCCCGCUCGCCUCUCCACCCCUCCCGACUCGGCCCGGCCCCGGAGCGGCCACAGCCCCGAGCUCUGGGGCGGCGCGGGCAGCCUCGGGACUCUCCGGCGCGCCGCCGCGUCCCCAGACAAAGGCUUGGCCGGCGGCCCCGGCCCGCUGCGCCCUCGGCUCCCCGCCUCCCGGGCUCGCCGCUCUUCGCCCCCGCUCUCGGCUCGGCGCGCCCCGGCCGGCCGCAAAGUUUCCCGGGCGGCAGCGGCGGCGGCGCCUCGCGUUAGCGAUGGCCGCGGAGCUGAGCAUGGGGCCCGAGCUGCCCACCAGCCCGCUGGCCAUGGAGUACGUCAACGACUUCGACCUGCUCAAGUUCGACGUGAAGAAGGAGCCGCUGGGGCGCGCGGAGCGCCCGGGCCGGCCCUGCACGCGCCUGCAGCCAGCCGGCUCGGUGUCAUCCACACCGCUCAGCACGCCGUGCAGCUCGGUGCCCUCGUCGCCCAGCUUCAGCCCCACCGAGCAGAAGACUCACCUCGAGGACCUGUACUGGAUGGCGAGCAACUACCAGCAGAUGAACCCGGAGGCACUCAACCUGACACCCGAGGACGCGGUGGAGGCGCUCAUCGGCUCGCACCCAGUGCCCCAGCCGUUGCAGAGCUUCGACGGCUUCCGCGGCGCGCACCACCACCACCACCACCACCACCCACACCCGCACCACGCAUACCCGGGAGCCGGCGUGCCCCACGACGAGCUGGGCCCGCACGCGCACCCGCACCAUCACCACCAUCAUCAAGCGUCGCCGCCGCCGUCUAGCGCAGCCAGCCCAGCGCAGCAGCUGCCCACCAGCCACCCUGGGCCCGGGCCGCACGCGGCCGCCGCGGCGACGGCGGCUGGCGGUAGCGGCAGCGUGGAGGACCGCUUCUCCGACGACCAGCUCGUGUCCAUGUCGGUGCGCGAGCUGAACCGCCACCUGCGGGGCUUCACCAAGGACGAGGUGAUCCGCCUGAAGCAGAAGCGGCGGACCCUGAAGAACCGGGGCUACGCCCAGUCGUGCAGGUAUAAACGCGUCCAGCAGAAACAUCACCUGGAGAACGAGAAGACGCAGCUCAUUCAGCAGGUGGAGCAGCUUAAGCAGGAGGUGUCCCGGCUGGCCCGCGAAAGAGACGCCUACAAGGUCAAGUGCGAGAAACUCGCCAACUCCGGCUUCAGGGAGGCGGGCUCCACCAGCGACAGCCCCUCCUCUCCCGAGUUCUUUCUGUGAGUCGUGGCCGGUCCCGGCCCCCGCCCUUGCCCCGGCCCGGACUCCCCGCCCCGUGUCCCCAGACCCGGACUCCCCCGGAUCCUGUCCCUGCCACGGCCCCAGCCUUGACCUGUUUGACUUGAGGGAGAGGGAGGAAGGGCGCGCGGGACGCGGGCGACAGGAGGGCGCGCGGGCAGGCAGGGGACCUUGGCCAAGGCGAGAGCGGCGCGCGCGAGCGCCGCCUCUUAGACUCGAGCAGAGCCAGAGCCAGACGAGGGGGUGGGAAGUCCCGGAGCAACUUUUCUCCAGGCUGGAGGGCGGCAAGGCAUAGUCCCGAGGAGUUGCCAAGGCCGUCUGGAGACUCCUGGCUUUCUGAACUUUGCGCGUUAAGCCGGGGCCGCUGCCUCGCGGCCCGGAGCGCAGUCCAACCCAGGAAGAGAGCAGCGAGGAGAGGAGAGGAGAGGGACCCUGGCGUCCCGGCAGGCGCGAGGCAAGGCUGAGCGAAGGAAGGAAGGAAGGACAGAAGGACCUGUCCGUCCAAGGUCCGGAGAACACUGGCUCUCAGCCCAGAGACGCGGGCCUCAGUUAGGACGUUCUGCGCGCAAUUCUCAUCAAUUUUAUUGCCUGCUCGAUUAUAUAGAAAAAAUACGAAAAUCUGCAUUAAAAAUAUUAAUCCUGCAUGCUGGACAUGUAUGGUAAUAAUUUCUAUUUUGUACCAUUUUCUUGUUUAACUUUAGCAUGUUGUUGAUCAUGGAUCAUAACCCCCUUUGUUUCUUUGAGUGAGAAGGGAUGGCAGUGCAGAAACUCCAGCGGCUGCUUGCCGGGGUUCAGUCCCGGCUGUCGGCUUGUAAAUACCCGCCCCGCCAAACCGCUUAGAGAACGUGGCAGCAAGCUGAGUGUCUUCGUUUGGGUUUAUUAUUAUGGCAUUAUUUUUUUGUAAGUAAAUAAAAAAAAGUUCUGGGCAUUUUGCAUCAGAAAACAACUUUGUCUUGGGGCACCCUUGGAAGUUGCAUGUUUUCUCCCCUUUCCUGUCUCCAUUUGGUCCUCUUGUCCCUUCCGCUUCAGUUUUCAAUUUUGUUAGUGUUGAGAGAAAGAGGACUGGGGUCCCAGCUCCUGAGUACCAGGGCAGGGCAGCUGUCCAGUUCUGCACCCCACAGCAGCAGGACUGUCUUCGCUCCCACCUGGUCUUUUGGCUAAAUUGACACCCUUCACUAGAAAGGAAAGGAAAAUAGAUAUUAUUUGCUUUUUAAUGCCAUCGGAAUCACCCCAGGGUCCCUUCAAAAGCCUCCAGGCCCCUGCUAAUUGCUGUGGCUGCCGAGCUUUUAGGGCGAGUGGACUUGGCCAGCCCGGACACUGCCCAGGGGUGACCUAAACUUGUGUUGAACCAACUGCCACACUCAGAAAGUACCGGAAACCCAGACAUUGGCAAGUAAUUUUGCAACUUUCAAGCGCGUCCUUUAGACCAACACAUUAUGUGUGUUUUUUUUUCCCCUGCUUUUGAGACAGCAGGUGAAUUAUUGGUGGUGUCCUCCCCAACCCCCUUCAGUUGUAUAGUAGCUAUAGGGAAAAUCUGGGUGUUUUUCUUUAUUACUUUUUUUUCCUGCAGGUCAGUAAAAGGAUUUAAGUUGCACUGACAAAAAUACCAAAAUGAAAGCGUAUUUUUUAGUUCCUAUUUGAAAUUGCUGGCGCUGCUGGCCGGAUGCAUUUUUGAGUUUGUAUUAGUUGAUAAAUUAACAGUAAUAACAAGAUUGUAUGAACCGCAUGGUGCUUGCAGUUUUAAAUAUUGUGGAUAUUUGUCCUGCAUCAGAAACGAGCUUCGGUUUUUACGGAUUCAACUGUGUUGAAAUCAAAUUUGCUGCAACAGAAAUUUGUUUUUAUUUCAUGUAAAAUAAGGGAUCAAUUUCAAACCCUGCUUAUGAUAUGAAAAUAUUAAAACCUAGUCUAUUGUAGUUUUAUUCAGACUGGUUUCUGUUUUUUGGUUAUUAAAAUGGUUUCCUAUUUUGCUUAUUAAAACCAUGGAAAUGGUGUUUAUUUGGA
Lutra lutra (Eurasian river otter) is the source of this 3385-nucleotide messenger RNA. RefSeq names its product MAF bZIP transcription factor B (gene MAFB). Gene Ontology annotation, molecular function: RNA polymerase II cis-regulatory region sequence-specific DNA binding; DNA-binding transcription factor activity, RNA polymerase II-specific. Gene Ontology annotation, biological process: regulation of transcription by RNA polymerase II; regulation of myeloid cell differentiation. Lineage: Eukaryota; Metazoa; Chordata; Mammalia; Carnivora; Mustelidae. The transcript has a single exon. Bases 398 to 1369 code for a protein of 323 amino acids. The record is from RefSeq and is a predicted model, not a curated record. Gene Ontology annotation, cellular component: nucleus.